Molecule: messenger RNA, 1542 nt
Organism: Caenorhabditis remanei
Lineage: Eukaryota; Metazoa; Nematoda; Chromadorea; Rhabditida; Rhabditidae
Exons: 8
Coding region: 1-1542 (513 amino acids)
Biological process (GO): FAD biosynthetic process
Molecular function (GO): FMN adenylyltransferase activity
Source: RefSeq, a predicted model, not a curated record
AUGCCAUCAACGACACAGAGGAAAACGGCGGCGAUCGUGGUGAUUGGUGAUGAGAUUCUGAAGGGAACGACGAGAGACACAAAUUCACAUUUUCUGUGUAAACGACUGCAUAAAUUGGGUGUUAAUAUUAAAAAAAUUUCCGUCGUUGGCGACGACAUUUCCGAAAUCUCGCGAGAAGUGCACACAGCAUCCGGCGCGUACGACUAUGUGAUCACUUCUGGAGGUGUCGGACCGACUCAUGACGACAAAACGUACUUGGGUCUCGCCCACGCGUUCACAGAUCAACUACACUUUUCGAAUGAGAUUCGAGAGGCGGUCGAUCGAUUUCUACCAUCAUAUAUUGAUAAGAAAAAGGCGGAAGGCGUUGGUGAGGGGAUUGAAGAGGUUGUGAGAAUGGUGACGGAAAAGUUGUGUACGAUUCCAAAAAUGUCGCAACUUCUGUGGGGAACCCAAAAAGUCGACGGACGCAUCAGCACAUUUCCCGUCGUCCGUGUCGCCAAUGUCGUCGCUUUGCCGGGUGUCCCGAAGUUUUGUGAGCGAGCAUUCGACGAGUUACAGGAUCAACUGUUCCCUGUCGAAGAGAGACAAUCGAUGUAUUUCGAUACAAUUUAUACGGAUUUGGAUGAAUUCGAUUUCUCGAAAAGAUUGACUGAUUUGGCGACGAGAUUUGAGGAGAGAAGUGUACAAAUUGGAAGUUAUCCAGAGCUGAAAAAUAAGUUCUUCAAAACGAAGUUAACAAUUGAAUCAGAGUCAUCUGAAUCUAUGAAAGACGUGCUCGCGGCUCUCCGUGAGCUUCUCAUCGGACACGUUGUAUACUAUGAUACGCACGCAUGGACAGAUACAGUAACCAAAUGGAAAUCAUUCAAAUCUCGAAAAACUGAUGAAAAUCAUAUGGAAUUCGUUCGAAAACUGGAGGAAGCCGAGAAGAUUGUCGAGGAAAUUGUGGAGAAAUAUCCGUUGGAACAGAUUGCGCUCUCGUUUAAUGGAGGCAAAGAUUGCACUGUUUUGCUGCAUUUAUUGAGACUGAAAGUUGAUGAAAAAUACGGUCCAUCGACACCGAUUCAAGGAUUCCAUAUCAUGGUGGAGGAUCAAUUUCCAGAAGCCACUCAAUUCAUUAUUGAUGCAGCUAAAUUCUACAACAUCCAAGUACUCGAAUUUCCGGGUCCCUUGAAAACCGGACUCGCCGCGCUGAAAAAACAACGACCCUCCAUUAUUCCGGUGCUAAUGGGAAGUCGAGCGACGGAUCCGAAUGGAAAAUAUAUGAAAACUCCAGUCGAAUGGACGGAUUCCGAUUGGCCGAAAGUGUUGAGAGUGUGUCCGAUUCUCAAUUGGACGUAUACUGAUGUAUGGCAUAUGCUUCGAGGAUUGUGUAUACCUUAUUGCAAACUUUAUGAUCAGGGAUACACAUCGCUUGGCGGACGCGACAACACAGUCAAACACCCGGCACUUCGAAUCGUUUCAUCCGAUGGAAAAGAGCAUUAUCUGCCUGCGUACAAACUACAUGACGAUGCAGAGGAACGAUGCAAUAGAUCUAAUUUAUAG